UUUGCAAUGAUAUCGAGUGGAAAAACAGCGGAUUUUCAUUUUCUAGACUAAACGACCAUCAUAUGGAAUGUCUUCCUAUGUUUGCUCGCUGUAAAGACUAGUACUUGUUCAUCCUCAUCUUUCUCUUUCUAUUUUACCUCGGCACUACCGGAGCAAGCAUAAUGUUCCCAACACCGACGCUGAUGAUUCGGGACGAUGGCGAUGAUGAUCCUCCGAGAACAGAUUGCACGAGUGCGGUGCCGGGGCCGAACGGAGCGGUUCCUUGGGACGCUUGCAAUUCAAAUUACAACUUCCAUCCCGAAUUGACACCCGCGAUCGCAACAGCUUCGAUAUUUGGUGUUCUGACUUUGGUUCAUCUUAUCGAAGCUAUAUGGUACCGAAAACCUUUCACAUGGACAGUUCUUAUGGCGGCAAGCUGGGAAAUGGGCGCAUUCAUUCUUCACGCAUAUGGCUCGCAAGAUCAACAAGCCCAGGGGUACGCCACAGGCCAUCAGGUGCUAUUCCUAUUGGCUCCUGUAUGGCUCAACGCCUUUGUGUACAUGACAUUUGCGCGAAUGGUUUACUUCUUCCGACCAGGCGGAGAGCCUCGAGUUUGCUACAUUCCAGCAAGAUGGCUUGGGCGCAUUUUCGUCGUUGCUGACAUCGCCACAUUCAUCGUGCAGGCCACGGGAGGUGUCAUGGCUGGUCCAACAGUAGAGCCUAAUACAAGGGCAAAGGGGGUCAAGAUUUACAUCAUCGGCAUGGGUGUCCAAGAGGGCUUCAUUGUGGUGUUCUUGAUGUUGAUGGCUCGCUUCCAUUAUCGUGCUCUACAAAUGAACAGAGAAGAUGUGUACGGACUGGAAGGCGGUUCGUACGACCGGGAGGAUGAAGAAGGCUACAUGCCACGACGGAACUGGAAAGCCCUUCAGUUUGCACUUUAUGCAGCUUUGCUUGCAAUUACGGCCCGUAUCAUUUUCCGUCUCGUCGAGUUUACCGGAGGCAUGACUCCUGAGGAGAACCCCAUACCUUUUACAGAAGCAUACGCAUAUGCCCUAGACGCCUUCCCCAUGAUGUUGGCGUUGCUUAUUCUCGCCGUGAUACAUCCUGGUCGAGUCCUUCAGGGUACGAAUAGCGAGUUUCCCAGGAAGGGAUGCCGACAGAAGCGUAAGGAGAAGAAGGAGAAAAAGGCGGUAAAGAAGGCAGCCAAGCAGGAGCGCAAGGCAACCAAAGAGGAGAAGAAACGAAUCAAGAACGACCGGAAAAAGAUGAAGAAAUAUGGAGAGGUACCUGAUGCAGAACCGGAUAGCUAUGGGAUGGGGCUGAUUGAUGGGCAGAACCACGAGCCCAUGCGAUAUGCAGACUACGCUAGGUACGCCAGAUGAGUGUUGAACCCGAGAAGCUAUGACAGGACUCAAUCAUUCACAUUUAUCAGAUAAUCAACAUCUCUGUGUACAUGUACUCAUGUUUGCAAGGCUACCUGCUGUCUUUUCGCUUUUUCAACAACACUUUUAUCCGCUGUUCGUCUACACCACCCAAGGAACACAGGUUCCUACCACGUAAAUAGACUGACCACAAUGCCCAACGCCGCUUCAUCGAGAGAAUUAGACCUGGUGGACCCGAGUUGGCCAGCGAGACAAGUAAUUUACCCCAGAAACGUCGCUUUUGAGAACACAUCCGUAGUCCGCUUAUUCAUGAGAGCCGUUACUGUUGCUCGCUGAAAAUACCGCCACCUCGUUUAGAAUGAAUCUUUCUUCAACUUCCUUCGCUCUCUCUUACGACUUGGCGCUCUCCUUACACCUUUGGAUGCAACGUAGGCUAUUCAUGUCGGCGUCAGAUUCCAGACUUCUUACGAAUACA
Messenger RNA from Colletotrichum scovillei, 1836 nucleotides. Its product is annotated as RTA1 domain-containing protein. The coding region runs from base 162 to 1361 and encodes 399 amino acids. The transcript has 3 exons. Lineage: Eukaryota; Fungi; Ascomycota; Sordariomycetes; Glomerellales; Glomerellaceae. The record is from RefSeq and is a predicted model, not a curated record. Gene Ontology annotation, cellular component: membrane.